AUGUGUGUGGAUGCCAUACAUCUGAGUAGUAGUUUGUGGAACACCAAGGCUAAAACUUUGUUGUCUGCCGUGGUGACCAGUGUUGAGUUGCACGUCACGGACAUUGGUUUACGUAGCAUUGUAAAAGUUAUUCGACGUAAAAGUGAUGGUGUCAGGGGGCGUCUGGAUGAAAAUGCGUCUCAAAAGUGUGCUUUCAAGUCUUGGAGAACCAGACUAAUAUCGUUCCUUUCAGUCGACAUUUCAUCAGUACAAAUAAUAGUCUUGUCGACCAAGUUUCUGGAUGAAACUUAUUUUCUGAAUUUCCAGGAGAAUGUGAAUAGCAACAACUCUGUCUGUCACGUUUGUUUCGCUCACAUGAGUGGUUCUAGCGGCCGUGGUGGUGGCUACCAGCCUAUUCAGUCCGGUCGCAAAAUUGAUUUCCCUUUGAAUAAGACCAGUAAAUUUGCGUUAACUUUCCAGUUGACGAAAUUGACGAUGUUAUUUCAUGUCAACAUGAGACAGGCUCAUAUAAACUUACGCAUAUCUCAUAUUUGUGGGAAGUUACUAUGUAUGCCGAUAUUUUCAGAAAAUUGGCUACACAAUGACUUGAAUAAAAAUUGGGAUAUUAUGUUUGAGAACUGUUAUAUACUGGGCCAUCUUCGAUUACGACUAUCUACUAGUAUUCUCUUGGAACUUCAAAGUAUCAACAGUGCUGCUACCUUAACAAGUUGGUCUCUUAAAUCAGUCGAUUUGAAAUUGCAUGGAUUACGUGUCGCUGUUUUGGAAGAGCUCAUUGAUCUCUUGAAUUGGAAACUUUUCGCUAUUCGAACAACUACUCUAUCAUCAGCGUCGUCUACUACCUCUUCUGCAUUCUCUUCACCAACACAAGCAUCAUCUUCAUUAAUGUCAUCAUGCACCUGUUGUCAUCUGGUUAAUUAUCAUCACAGUCAUCAAGAUCAUUGUCAAACACUAGAUCAUUUAUUUCAUACUGAUAAUUCUUCUACCAUUUUAGAACAGUCCUGUGAUAACACUUUGAAUUUGUUAAAAUCAAAUAAACCUUCUAGUUUUUAUAACAGCAGUGAUAACGAAAUAAUUCAGUCACAUUUUCAAUGCGUUCAACAAACUAACAGCUCAAUUAAAUUAUGUAUCACAUUUCUACCUUUGCAAUUUUCAAAUUCUAAUCACAGGCGACAGCAUGACCGAAAUCAACAGAUUUCAUCCAUUCCUGAAAUGGGAUUUCAUUUCGAAAUAAUCAGAUAUUCUUUUAAAAGUAGUCUACAGUUUUAUUUUAUAUCAUCUCAUUUAUCCAUGGAAUUCGAAUUACCUAAACAUAUGAAAUGUUUACAUGAUGACUUUGGAAUUUCUCAGAUAUCAUCGGAGCCGUGUUUGUUGUCACAUUCAACAAAACUUGAUCAUUCUAUUACCAAACAUUUACGUCUACUGAAUGGUUGGAGUACACAGGCUAAACAUUGUCUAGUCGAGGCUAAAGUUAACCUCAUUGAAAUAACUGAACAACUUGAAUCAUCUAUUUGCAGCGUCUACUUGAAUGUAAUAUGCCCGUGUAUAUUUUAUACACAUGAGAAUACAAUUGAAUUAGAAUUUUAUAAAAAGUUAAUAACUUAUUAUUGCUUAGUUGGACAGUGGUGGAAAGUAUUCCAUCGAAGUACCACUGGUACAGAUAUCCUACCGAUAUCAUCCUUGAACAACCUUCAAAACAAUACUAAUGAGAAAGUAGAUAUGAUUAAAUAUUGGCGUCAUAAGAAAUUCAUCAAAAUGCUUCAAUACUUUGGAUUGAAUACACGUCAGUUGAAUGCACGUAUUCAUUUUUGCGGUAACAAGAGUACUAACAGUAGUACUGUUGGAGGUAGUGAUGCAUGUAGUACACUACAAGAAGCAGUGGAAUUUUCAAAUGAUUCUGAACAACAUUAUCACCAUUAUGAUCAUCAAGUUUUCAUGGAAAGAAUGAGAAGUACAGAUAUUCCACAGGCUUUACUUGUCUUCAUCCCACAUCCAGAUUCAUAUGGACUGCAGUUGGGUUUAUUAAAUUCUCUUGUGAAUCUUCAGUGUGAUUUCCAUGAGUUCAAUGUUGAAAAACCAAUUGAAAUUUUGAAUUCAAUCGAUUUUAAUUUGACUUCAUCAAGUGUACAUAUCUGCUUACUGGAUAAAAUUGAUGAAUCUAUUAUUGAUAAAACUAAAACUUUUCAAUCAUCUUUAUCUUCUACCGUUUAUUCAUUGUCAUCAUUAAAUUUAUCCAAUCUUGAUUCACUUCGUUCUCAUCAUUCAAAUAUCAUUUAUUCACAUAUUCGUAGAUUGCCUAGUUUAAAUGAACACUAUUGGGGAUAUUUAUUGUAUGUACAUGAAAUAGAUAUUUGGAAUCACAAGUCCCAAAUUGGCUUUAAACUGGUCACUGUAAGAAUGGAAUGGCCAUCAUCAACUAUGACUAAAUUAGUUGAUUAUCUUCAUUGGCAGUGUUUAACGAGUCACGUUGAAGGAUUACUUAAAAAGUUCAAUUCAUUUGAUGGAUUUUUGGAAAAUGUAAAUGUUUUUCUGUUAAGCGGUAAUAACGCAUUUCUCAUGUUACGUGUAGACAAUCAACGACUUUUAUUAUUAUCAUCAUCUCAACUCACACCACCUAGUCAUUAUGCUAAUAAAUCAUCUUUUAAUCUAAAUGGUUCAGCACAAAUCACACUAACUGGCUGUAAAUUAAUUUAUAAUUCAUCUGUACUAAUGCCUAAUUAUGAAUAUGAUGUUACUUCAGCCUGUCCAUAUACAAUAUUAUCAAGUGCUGAGAUAAAAGAUGAUUCAAUUUUAUUGUUGCCUGAAGUACAAGUUGAUAUUAAAUUGCCAGAUAAGUCUAUUGAAAUUUCUCCAGUUGGAUCUGGUGAAUUUGUCUGGUCACUAGGAUUUCAUUUAUGCUGCCGCAGCAUAUUAAUAUCAUGGAGACGAUUCACUAAGAAAUUCCUUUCAGGUUUUAACCAUUUAUUCACAUCAUAUACUCUAUCCAAGUGUUAUUGUCAACAAAGUGAAUCUUUCAAAUUAUUACCUUCACCUCCGUUUACAUCAUCGUUAACCACAUCCACUUCUGCUGUAAUACCCGAUUUAUUUAAAAAUAGUUCAACACGUUUUCCUAUCAACAAUAAUACCAAAAAUGAUAAUACUGUUUGGAAAUUUAGCCUGAAAACAAAUGAUACCAAUUUUCAGUUAUAUUUUAAACUAUUGUCUAAAGAACAUUUUAUUGUGUUAUGUAUUGAUAAAUUAUCCUUCUAUUAUUAUAUUACAAAACCAACGAUUAAUCAUAAUAGUGAAAUGAUUGUAAUGGAUAAUAUCGGGUCUAUUGUUGGUAGCCGAUUGAAAUUGAAUUGUGAAAAUGUGGUAUUCAAGUGCGAAGAUCAAACAAUUGCUGUGUUUCAGAAUUUAAAAGUUUGUCAAAGACCGGAAAAUAUUCAACAUCGUAUUGAACAUUUAAAAAUGGGUUUAAUGAAUCGAGAAAAUUCUUCUUGGGAAUUUUACAUGGAUUUACUUUAUGUCAUAUUUCCAUACCGAUAUAAAUUUCGUGAUAUCUAUCAAGAGGUAACAUCUAUCAGAAAAUUUCUACUUCAAUUACACUUUGGUGAUAUCAUAUACCCUGAACCAAAUGUAUUGUCUAAUCCAAUAAAAACUUCUAUCUGUACACCGAUUGAUUUGGAUGUGAUAUUGAACCAAUUUUCUAUUGGUUCACCUUCUAAUUCACCAUCACUAUCACCAUUAUCACCGCCUAUACUUAAGUUAACAUCUUCAACUACAAACAGAACACAAAACACUUCAUUAACAUCAAGUUUAUUAUCAGACUCUGAAACAUCCUCACCAAAAUUAUCAUCUCUUAAACAAGAUCAUAUUCUUCACAUCAAACGAUUCAUUAUUGAAAUUAAAGAUGAUCCAUUCGAGUGCAAAUUGAACGAUAUUCAUACCAUUUUAUUGGAUGAAUUUGCUAUGCAUGAGAAACGUGUGAAUACAGUACGUGAAGAGUUAACAAGAGCAGCGCAUUCGGGAAUACGCGUUUCUGAUGAAGAACGUCUAGCGUGUUUUGCACGCAUGGAAAUACAACGAGCCAAUGAAUAUCGUAAUCGAUUAAAUCAUUUCUACCAAGAUUAUGCUAUAUCCGAUGAAUUAUUCACCUUUACAAUGGAUAAUUUAAAGAUUAAAGCAUUAGCUGAUGGUAGUCUAACCAGUGGGGAACAAGCUAUAGAACAGAUGAAAAUGAUGGAUAGUGAAAGCCCUUGGCCAAAUCUUACUUAUAAAGAUUUCUGUACUCUUUGGUGUCGUAUAAUUACACUAAAUGUUGAUCGAUGGCGUUUUCAACUAAGAGAUUAUCCUAAACCAUGUUGGGAUGUGACUGAUUUAUUUUUAUGGGGUAAAUUAGUUGUUGCUGAGCAACUAGCUAGUGAUAUAGGUCAACGUUAUAUUCUUAUUCGUAAUAGUUCGCCUACUAAAUUUUAUUAUGAUUUAAAUGCAGAUGUGAAAUCACUACAUAUAUGUUAUGGUGCUAAUUGGGAACCGACUAUAUCAUGGUUAAAUCAACGCUUAGAUGAUAUUAAGCCGAUGACAAAAGAUAAAUCAUGUCCACCAUUAGGUUGGUGGGAUAAGUCACGUCUAUUAUUACACGGUCGUUUGUUGUUUGCUGCUGAUUCAAUGCAUUGGUUAUAUUCAACAAGUCUAAGUCCUUAUAAUACAACUGAAUUUUUCACCUGGCAAUGGAAUCAUGUUGUAGUCAAUUGGGAGAAUGGAGUUAUUCGAGUUGAUGGAGAUCUUGAUAUUGUUUAUCAAACUGCAUCAAAAUAUGAUGGAAUGUGUAGACUUUUUCAUUUACCCCGUUUAGAGAUGACCGUGAGACUAGAUUGGCUAUCUUUACGUGAUCCAAACGAUCACCAUUCAGUGAAGCAUUGUCAUACAGAAUGUUUACCAACUUCAGAACAAAACCAGCACGAUUCAUAUAAGUACUUUCGAGCUAACCGUUUGGCUAUGCAAGUCAAUUUCACGGUAAAACCACCACCUUCUGGAUCCUCUAAAACAGAUCAACGCCCUUGGUGUUUACUUUAUACAAGUGUGUUAAAAUUUGCAGACAAACUACGGGUUUGCCUUUCACAAAUCUCUCGACCUAUUCGCCGUGGAUCCUUGUAUAAUUAUAAUCCUCCUAGGAAACCAAAUUUUGGACGUCUAGUUCAAUCACUGGAUUUCAGUUUUAAUCUUCCACAAUUAGAAAUGAUAUUUUGGGUCUCUUAUGCUAAACGUACUGGAGUACAUUUAACCACUGGACCAAUACAAGUGAUUGGAAAAUUAAAACGUGAAAUAGAAAAUGAAAUAAAAGUUCGUCGAUUGAUUGGGAAGUUAUCAAAUAGUUUUCAUACACCAACUUCAUCAACAAUUGGAGUAGGAAGUGGAACAUUUGAUGCUAGUUGCUCCACAAUUUUACACCCUUAUGUAAUGAUUCCACCAAGAUCGGCUAUCCAACGUAAUGGUUUAUCAAGACGUCCAAUAGCCAGUUGGUCGGUAAUAAAUUUAUUUGCUAGUGUACACGAUAGUGCAAUACGUUUAAGGCAUAGAGAUAAUCUACCGGGUCCAUUGGUUCAAAUGCUUUUACAGUGUGUUAAUACGCAUCAAAAUAAUACUAACAUCAAACAAUCUGAUACUGGUCAUGAUAAACCGGAUAAAAACAGUGUCAGCAGUGAACUAGAACUAGAUAAUGAAGUGAUGAAUGAUGCUGAAGCAUUUAUUAUUGUUCCAUUAUUACGCUAUCAACAACUUUGUCCAUCGGUUCUACCUCCUAAUACAACUGUUCGUGUUCAUAUACCUGGACCACGAUCGACUACAAUAACUACUACUGCUGCUAGUAGUAGUAAUAAUAACGAAUAUAAUAAAAAUGGAGGUUUAGUUAAUCAAGACAUUGAUGUUACUGGCAUUGAACAUCGUAGGCAAUCAAAAGAGAAAACACUGACAAAUGCUAUCACUACUACUACUACGACCACGGUGACGACGACAAUAACAACACCAAUUAGGACAACAGCUGACACUAGAAAUGAGGACAUUUUUGACAAGCAUAAAAUACCAUCCAACCAAAAUAAAUUAAAUACAACAUCUGUAGCUGGUAAUCCUGAUCGAAUAUCAACAGCUGAAGAGGUUGCUAUCAGUAGUGAUAGUCAUCAGCUGACACAUGAAGAGCUGACACCUGUUCAUCAUCUUGAAAUACAUGAGUUUAAAAUGAGAUGGACUGAACAAAAUCGUAAUCUAGUCUAUAUUCUAAUGGAUAGUUAUCAGCAUGCACAAUUGUUGAAAAGAAAUUUAUCAACUCGUGCAUUACACGGAUUCAAAUUGGACACAGGUCAAACAGGAGCAAAUACCACAAUGAUGACAACAACUACUGGAGGUGGUUUUGGAAUUGGAAAGUUUGCUAGUGGUAGUAGUACCAGUACGGUUCUUAGUCGAAAUGCUCGUAGUGCUAUUCAACUAUCAAGUUGUAAUAAUAAUCAGUCAAUGAAUGCGUUCAAAUCAUUCGAUUAUAUAGAUAGACAACCUAUUGUUACUUCUACUGAUUCUCAUCAUAUAUUAAGUAAUACUGAUCAUGUUAUCAAGAUGUCUACUACUUCUGCUGGACUUUUCACUGGUUCAGAACUUCUGCCGCAUAUAUCUGAAAUACCACCUACAACUAAAAAUAAUAGUACUGUUGGAAAAGAUAAAUCUGAUAACGAAUAUGAACAUAAUGAAUGUGGACAGUAUUCUGUAUGGAAUACAACUGUAUCAACUGAAGCAUCACGUAAAUCAAAAUCUCACCUUGAACAAAUUCCAAUGUUAGCACAGUUAUUAGAAGAAGUGGAUACUGCGCGCUUUUAUGCUUAUUGUGAAGAAGAGCCCAAGCAAACUGAUGUUGUAUCUCAACUACAAGGUUUGAAAAUAUGCGCAUCCAGUCUGGUAGCUGAACGUAAUUGGCAUUUGGAACUAAUCAAUCCUCAAUUGUUACUAAAAACUAAUCAUUUAGCUGGUUAUGUACUGGUAACCGCUGCUAGAGCAAAACUGGAUGCCUUAACUCAUCCACCUGUAUGGAAAGAUUCACAAUUGUUAAACAAAUCUAGUUUAGUUGGACAUUUAGAGUGUAUGCAGUAUUAUGCUACUGUUGGACAAGUCCUUCCAGGAACGCCUGAUCAAUGGUUAUCUACAGCUGAUGUUAGUGAUUGGGCACAUCACAGUUUGAAUGCUGAUGAAGAUACAUUAAGUGGAAAACCUGAGGUUGUCGGUUGUGGUAGAUCGGUUGGCGGUGUAGUCACAGCAUGUGUUGGCUUUCCACAGAAUUUAUCUAGUAAUAAAUCUUCAUUAACUCGUCACAGUGUAACUGCUACUAGUCCUUUAACAUCCACUAGCGUUGCUGCAACUGAAAUCAUUCAUAGUAUUACUGUGACAUCUUUAAAUACUACUCCUACUGCUGCUACUACGACGACAACAAUAGCUACUGCUGGACUAAGUACUGAUUGUGUUCGGCCUAUUCAGCUACAGCGUAUGAUAUCUCGUUGCUCAUGUGAGGUAUUCUAUAUACAUUAUGAGCCAGCUGACCCAGCCAAUUUACCACUACCACAUUUAAUUCCGCCCUUAUCACUAGACGAAACAGAAGUAGUACGUAAUCCAGAGGGAGCUGAUACAGUCACCUUGUUACAUCAUACAUUAAAUGUCUUUACAAAUUCUCUUCAAUAUCAUAUGAUUGUCGAGAUUGUGAAUGAUCUACUUCUCUAUGUGGAGCCACAAAGAAAGGCUCAAUCUGAACGUAAUCGUGUAGCUUUUGGUUUGAUGUCUGAAUCUCAAGUACGUUUAGCCAUUCUACGUGAUCAAGAGGCUUUACGUCGAAUGAUUUUAGAACAACGUCAAUUAGAACGAUAUUUAUGGUCAUAUGUUAGUCAAACAAUGCAAGAGUUGGGAUUGAAUACACCUGUAGGCUAUCCUAAAACCUUUCAUUCAAUCAAUAAUAUAUUAUCGAAAAAUUCCAAUGAUUCAACAUACUGUAGAAGAAGGUCUUCAAAUAUUACAUUGAAACUAGUCAAUUGUAUUCAAGGUGCUAGACAUUUAGAAACUCAAAUCAAUACACUGAAAUCUAGUAUAAUCGAUUUAAACGCAAUUUUAUCACAACGUUUAGCUCAUUAUCAACAGCUACAGAUACAAGCUCAACGUCGUCAUAUCCGUAAAGCAAUGUCAUUUAAACGUCAUCCACUUCAUUCUUCUUCCUCGUCAUCAUUUAACAAUGAUUUCUUGUAUCCAUCUACAACAAUAUCGAAUACUGGGAUAGGUAUUACUUCUGGUAGUGGUGGUGGAUUAACACUGAAUAGUCCAAAUUUAAUACAGAAACAAUCUGUAGAGGAUUUUAAUCGAAUCUCUCAGUUAGGUAAUGAUUCCGAGUCCCCUGUAACUUGUGGGUUAUCUGCUCAAGGAAAUUUGCGUCGGUCAUCCUCGAUAGACUAUUUACUUCACGCGAAUGUCUGCAAUAGUCGUAAUAAUGUCAGUCAGAAUCAAUCAGUAGCAGAAGCUGUUUUAUCUGAUAGUUCACGCAAGUCAACUGACAGUGGAAGUAAGCCUGCUGAAGUUGUUAGACGAAGCGAGGUUUGCUUUGAACAUGCUAGAUGGCGUAUGACUGAACAUGAUGGACAAAUCGGUUUAGCUGAUGUAGAAUUACGUGGUUUUAUUUACACAAAAACCAAUCGUCAAGAUGAUUCCGGUUCUCAUCGUUUAGAAUUAGGCUGGAUACGAGUUUCUAGCCUGGCGCCUAAUUCAUUCUAUAAAGAGGUCUUAGCUCCUGAUGUUUCUGGCGGUCGGUAUGCUGGUGGACCUAUUCUACGAAUAGCUUGUUCUGAUUUAGCACCGGUUGGUGGGAUUUCUGUGAAGGAAGCUAUGGAGAUCAGUGUUGCACCAAUUGUACUUCAGAUGAGUAAACAGUUUUAUCGUAUCAUGAUGCCUUUCUUCUUUCCUGAAAAAUCUGAAGAAACUCACACGACCUCUGUAGUAACGACAACGGUUGCCACUACUAAUUCAACUACUAACAACUGUACAACUGUGUCCAAUCAAAUUGCUGGCUUAAUGACCAAUAAUAAUUUGAUCAAUUCAGCUAAUUUACAUCAACUGAAUUCCCUACACUUGGAAUGUAUCAAUUCAAAUGCAUUUACAUCAUAUGAUGGUGAUGGUAUUGUUCCAUUUCAUCACUUGGAAUCAAAUCCUGAUAAUCAGCGUUUCCUAGAUUCAUCUGACAAUAUCUUAUCGCGUAAACAACGGAUUAGACGUUAUUUAUCCAGAUGUUGUAGACAAUACCGCAUCAUCAUCAAUGUCACAUAUUAUCUCUACUACAUUUCAUCACCACCUUCUACUUCAUCAACAACAGUAGAAUCAAUGAAAUCGAUUUCACCAAGUAAUUUAACGAUUGAAGCAGCUAUAUCUGGACGUAAUUAUUGUAGUGUAAAUGAUGAAUGGAAUGGACCAGUUAAUAGAUCUACUUUCUCGCCUGCUAAAUUAUUACAAAUGAAUUUAAGGCGUAAACUUCCUCUUGAAAAUAAUUUGCCUAUUGUUAAUUCACAUAGUCGAAGUGAACUGAAGUAUGUCAAUUCAAUUGAAGGUAGAGCGAAUUUACUACCUCAAGAUCUUCUUUGUAGAGAACGAUUACGAACUCAAAUGGAUUAUUUUACUGGUGGUGAACCGUCAACAUCAUCUGGCUAUAUGAAGGGAUGUUAUAUUAAUACUGAUAUGAAGAUGAUGAUGGCGAUGACAACGCCUACACAACCACAAUCACAGAUAAAUUUGUGUACACGGUGUAGACCACCUCAUUUGAUCGGUGUUAAUGGUGAUGGUGGUUGUGGGGGCACCGGUAGUUGUGGUCAUCUGUAUCCACUGCAUAUUACCUCAUACAAUCCAAUGGACUUCGGAUUGGAACAGACUAGCAAUUCAACGAAUGUUCAUCAGAGCAAUAAUGACCACAUUAGUGCCACAACCCCAUUGAAUCCAGUCGAUGUGAUGCGGGAGAGAGCUCGUCAGAACAAUGUAUUUUUAUACAUAAAAAUUCCUGGCUUUCCUAUUCGUUUAAGCUAUAAGGGUGAGAAACAGAAGAAUAUCACGGAUGUAACGCGUUUCGAGUUAUUUAUACCUACAUUGGAGUAUCAUAAUUGUGUUUGGACAUGGUUAGACUUUGCUAUGGAAGUGAAAACGCGUAUACGCAAACAACUUGUUCGUGAGGUAAUCAAGAAAAAAUUCACUCCACGACGUCGUGUUCCAUUUUUACGUGUUACUGGUAGUCUCGGAGGUACUAACAAUAGUGGUGGAGAUCAACGUUCGCAUGGAUUGAAACCAUCAAGUAGCAGUAGUAGUAUCCUUCCAUCUGUUGGCAGAUUCGGUUCAUUAUCGACAACUAUGUCAGCUGUCGAUAUGACUGACAUGGAUUCAACUGCAGCACAAGAAGAAAAAGCUCAACGUGAAUUAGAAAUGAUACUUGGUCGUCAUGCACAAAUUCAACCACAACAAGGCAGUAAACGAAGGCAUCGUAAAUCGAAACUAUUAUGA
This is a messenger RNA of Heterobilharzia americana, 10533 nucleotides long. NCBI's taxonomy places the organism in Eukaryota, Metazoa, Platyhelminthes, Trematoda, Strigeidida, Schistosomatidae. The record is from the annotation of a GenBank genome assembly.